Molecule: messenger RNA, 1666 nt
Organism: Callithrix jacchus (white-tufted-ear marmoset)
Lineage: Eukaryota; Metazoa; Chordata; Mammalia; Primates; Cebidae
Source: RefSeq, a predicted model, not a curated record
CAUUUUAAGAGUACACAGAGGUCUUAAGAUGGCUGCUGGGCUGCCGCUUCCUGACAGAAGAAAAGAUGUGGAGUGGGCUGCUACCUCCUGGCCUAAAUGAAAGUGAUGUUGAGUCAAACUCUGAAGAUGAAGCUACGUUGGAGAACUCUGUACUGAACUUACAGGAAGAUAAAGAGGAUGGGAGCAUCAGUAAAACAGAAAUCACAGAUUUCUCAACAGAUGAACCAAAAACUGAAAUGGAGUCAAAUGUAAAUGCCUAUGAAGAGUGUCCUUCUGGAAUUCCCAUAGAUAUGUGGAAUAAAUUUCAAGAAUUGCAUAAAAAACAUUCUGAACAGAAAAAAACAACCUCAAGAUUCAGAGGGGAAAAAAGAAAACGCUCCAGAAAAGAUAAAUUGAAGAAUGAGAAAAAAUUUCAUAGUGAAGAGUCCUCAAAUGAAACCCAGUGGAAGAAGCUUACUCAGUAUUCUGGAGUCAAUGAUAGAUUUGACCCUCCUGUUAAAAGGAAAAAAGUUGAGAAGUCAGGCCUUGAAAAGAGGAUAGACCAGGCUGUGGGUGAGUGGAAUGUUGAGAAGGCUGAGGAACUUAGCAACCACCUAGCUACUCGAGAGCUUGGUGUCAAAAUUGCCAAAGCAGUUGCCUGCCACAACUUUGUAAAAUCCAAAAAGGAGGUUGAAAAUUCACAGGCUGCCCAAAAAAAGAAGAAACUCGCAUGGGGGUUUGAAGCAAAGAAGAGAUGGGAAACCAAAAGCAACAUGGGAUAUAUGUAACUUGCCAGAGUGCUUCAAGACAUUUGUACUCAAAUGCUCAAUUUCCUGAGAACGUUUUCCUGCCUAUGUUAAAUAUGUCAGAAAAUUUAUAGAGCUAGAACACAAGCAUAAAAUUUGGGAUUUUGAUUAUCAGCUCUUUUCAAUCUUUCUCUAAGGACUUUGUCCUAUUGCAGUGAAUAAAAUGAAGCAUUCUGUUAUUUAUAUAAGAAAUGUAAGAAAAUAUAUGGAAAGGAGAGGAUAGGAUUUUGUUUAUCUAUUUGUAUGGACCCACAGUAUAAAAUCAGUUUUGCUGCUUUUGGUUUAGUAUAGUCAGUGUGCUUCUUGUACUUUCUUCUUAUUUUGAGACAGAGUCUCACACGCUCUGUCACCUAGGCUGGAGUGCAGUAGCAUGAUCUUGGCUCACUGCAACCACUGCCUCCGGGUUCAAGUGAUUCUCAUGCCUCAGCCUCCUGAGUAGCUGGGAUUACGAGUGAACGCCACCACGCUCGACUAAUUUUUUUUUGUAUUUUUAGUAGAGAUGGGGUUUUGCCAUGUUGGUUAGGCUGGUCUUCAUCUCCUGGCUGACCUCAUAUGAUCCACCUCCCUCAGUCUCCCAAAGUGCUGGGAUUAUAGGCAUGAGUGACCAUGCCGGCCUUGUAUUUUCUUAUCUGUACCCAGUGUAACUAUAUGUUUACUGGAACUGUGUUAAGAUUGACAAUUGUUUAUAAUGGAUUAGUCUAAAUGCCAAAAAGUGUCAGUUGAUACUAUCUUUACAAAUGACUUGACCUUAAUGUUAUAAAAGUAGUUACUGAUUUUUUAUUGGAGGCAGACUUGAUAUUUCAGAAUUGUAUAGUAAAAGCAAUUUAUUAAUUUUGGUGUACUUUCAGAUAAACUUGCAAUAAAGAAAGGGCCAAAUGUAA